Messenger RNA from Populus euphratica (Euphrates poplar), 851 nucleotides. Its product is annotated as acyl-CoA--sterol O-acyltransferase 1-like. Lineage: Eukaryota; Viridiplantae; Streptophyta; Magnoliopsida; Malpighiales; Salicaceae. The transcript has 2 exons. Bases 1 to 783 code for a protein of 260 amino acids. Gene Ontology annotation, biological process: lipid metabolic process. The record is from RefSeq and is a predicted model, not a curated record.
AUGCGUUUAGAUGGAUGCCGAGAUGCUUGUCUACCCAUCAAGAUCCAACACAACGUUAAUGACUCAUCUCCAAAAUCACAUAUACAUUCCCAGAAGCUUGAAGAUGGUAAAAGAUCAUCUCCAAAUUAUGGGGUCAAGACUCUGCUUUUGGCUAUAUUGGUGAAUGUUCAUAAUUAUAGUGACUAUAUCCAUCCGAAGGUCGUUUCCUUGCUUUAUGUCAUGUACUUGUAUAUCCAACUUGAAAUAUUACUAGCCAUAGUAGCAACCAUGGCUAAAGUGUUGUUAGGACAAGAGUUGGAGCCACAGUUCAAUGAGCCCUACCUCUCCACUUCAUUACAAGACUUCUGGGGUAGAAGAUGGAACCUCAUGGUUUCAAGUAUCCUUCGAAUUGCCGUUUAUGAACCCACCGGCAACAUAGCCUCUGGUCUUGUGGGCAGAAAAUGGGCUCGGAUUCCAGCAGUCAUGGGGACAUUUUUUGUCUCAGGCAUCAUGCACGAGCUCAUGUUCUUUUACCUAGGGCGUGACAAGCUCACAAUGGAGUUGACUUGCUUCUUUCUCCUCCAUGGACUGUGUCUCAUAGUUGAGAGUGUUUUGAAGAAGUGUUUUGGCGGCAGGUGGAAGUUGCCGACGGUGAUUUCUGGGCUACUGACAACUGGGUUCGUGAUGUUGACGGGGUAUUGGUUGUUUUUACCAUCAAUGUAUAGCUGCAAGGUUUUUGAAAGGGCAUCUGCAGAGUAUGCCCAGUUAGUCACAUUCAUAGAAAAUAUAAUUCAUCGUCAUUAGAAUUUGUUUGGUUCAUCGAAUAUUGUUUUUAGGUUUUGCUUUGGAUUAUAAAAUUAAUCAUUGGCACA